Messenger RNA from Durusdinium trenchii, 2516 nucleotides. The record is from the annotation of a GenBank genome assembly. Lineage: Eukaryota; Dinophyceae; Suessiales; Symbiodiniaceae.
AAGCAGCAGGUCCAUCGCCGUUGGGCGGGUGGGCAGGCCCCGAAGAUGUUUGCACCUCAGCCACUUGAUGUGGCUGUCGUCCGGGAGGUCUAGCAUGUCAGCCACAGACUUUCUUGGCUUCGCAGCUUCGCCUUUGGGCGUCCCAUGGAGCUACCUCCACUUCCUCCAGCUGCCGAGAGCUCCGGCAAAUCACCCGAUGCUCCGGCAGCGCCGGUGUCCCCGAGCGCGGCCCAUGCAUUGAAGCUCUGCAUUUCUGGAUUAGAUGGAUAUGAGCUGAAGAUCUCUGUGGAUGAUGCCCUCCUCGGCAGCGAAUUGUUGGACCUUGUGAAGAUGCAGCUUCCAUCAAAGCCAGGAGCCAUGCUUUCCUUGCUUGUGAACAACUCCAUGCUCUCCUUGAAUGAGACGCUGAAGGAGCAAGGCUUUCAGAAGGACCAAUCCCUUCACUAUUGCUACACCACCGCGAAUGCGGGCGAGGCUUGGAAAGCCCUGAUGGGUUUCAAAGUGGAGAAGGCCAAUGAAGUCUUGGAGGGAGUCCUGAAGCUGCAGACUGAGACACAGGUGAACGUCACUCAGCUCUGUCAUUUGCAGAGCUUGAGGUUGGGCCAAGCUGAGUUGCUCUUGGAGGACAUCAGCUUCCCGGUCGGCCUGCAACACUUAAGCUUUGGCAAUUCCUUUGACCGCAGUUUGCUUCGGAGCCAUCUCCCCAGUGCGCUGCUGAGCUUGACCUUUGGGCGGUGCUUCAAUCGGAGCCUUGAGAACGUCUCCCUGCCACCGCAGCUGCAAGCUUUGACCUUUGGACAUGCGUUUAACCAACGAAUGGAGGUGGUCAAGCUGCCGGAACAGUUGAGAAGCUUGACCUUUGGGUUCGAAUUCAAUCAGACCCUGGCGCACACCAUUUUGCCUCCGCAUUUGCGUCACUUGAGCUUUGGCGAUCGCUUCAAUCAGAGCUUGGACUCUACGAUGCUACCGAUUCACUUGAGAACUUUGGCCUUUGGCGAUCGAUUUAAUCAACGACUGAACCAGGUGCUUUGGCCACAAGACUUGGAGAAGUUGAUCUUCCGCAGGGAUUUCAAUCAGCCCUUAGAUGGCUUGGCCAAUCUCCCGAACCUGGGGACCUUGAUGCUUGGCCAGAAGUUCAAUCAAGUCCUUCCCGCAGCAGAUUCGCCUGCGGUGCUUUCCGGCUCGGAGCCAGCGCAGGAGCAGUCCACCUCUUUGUUCCCCAGGCUUCAUACGCUGGUUCUGGGUGAUAGCUUCAGUCAUAGCCUGGAGCAUCACCUGUCGAGCUUGAAGUCCUUGUCACUCGGACGCCAAAACCCGAGCGCAUAUGCAGAUGUUCCUUCUGCUGCUCACCUGUCUCGGAGUUUGCCCUUGAACUUGGAGGACUUGACGGUGGGCGGCUUGGCCCCUGAAAGCUUCAUGGUCUUCCCAUCUGCCCUGCAGAGCUUGACCUUAAGAUCUGGAUCGCCGCUCCAUUUAGUUGGACUACCACAUUUGCGGAUUUUGAUCCUGGGAGAGGGCUUCAAGGACGCGGAAGAGGUGGAGCUUCCUGGGAGUCUUGAAAGUUUGAGCCUGGGUGACCUACCCCUACGACAGGUGAGACUCCCGGAGCGCUUGAAGAGCCUGGCGCUGGGCCGCGAAAAAACCGAGCUCCUGCACCUUCCAGCCAGCUUGGAGAGUUUGACCUUGGGCGAGAACUACAACCAACUCUUCGAGGUGGAGUUACCCAAGCAUCUGCAAAGCUUGACCUUCGGAGAUGCCUUCAACAAGAGCUUAGAAAAUGUGAGCUUUCCGCCCAGCCUGCUACGCUUGACCUUUGGACGCAGCUUUGAGAAGCGAUUGGAUCACGUGACACUGCCAGAGAACCUGCUGGCCUUGACCUUGGGACGCAACUUCAAUCAUGUACAAUCGUUCCUACGUUAAUAUGAGGCAACAAGAGGAUGCAAGGCUUUGGACCACGUGGUCUUCCCGGAGACCUUGAAGAGCUUGAUUUUGGGGGAUCUGUUCAACCGUUCCUUGGAGAGGACGGACGCGAUUCCCAGCGGGUCUGGAGCGAUUGAAGAUCGGAGAGUCCUUCAAUCAGAGCUUGGAUGGUUUCAACUUCCCAAGUGGCUUGAGAAGUUUGAUCUUGGGACAUGGCUUCCGCCAAAGCUUGGAGCAUGUGAACUUCCCCACCUUGCAGCACCUCACGUGUCAAGGCCUUUGCAUCGAUUGUGCCUGAGUCAUUGGGCAUCGAAGCGCCGCUCGCGGAACUCGGAGAAAAACGCCACUCCGCUCUGAGCGUGGACAUACGCCAUGGAUGCGCCGGUGCCAGCGGAGUGUGGAUCCCAGAGGAGCGUGGAGUGGAUCGAGUGCAGCGAGGAGUGCAGGCGAAGUGAGAGGUGUCUUGAGGCGAAGUGAGAACGCACGCCCUUGCGGGACGAACCCACCGGUCUUGCGAUCGGAACGUCGUUCUGCGGUACACCGCGCCUGCCGUUCUGAUUGGUGAGUGAGUCGUUCUGAUUUGAUGAGCGAUGAGC